This is a messenger RNA of Brachypodium distachyon (stiff brome), 1340 nucleotides long. RefSeq names its product derlin-2.1. Lineage: Eukaryota; Viridiplantae; Streptophyta; Magnoliopsida; Poales; Poaceae. The record is from RefSeq and is a predicted model, not a curated record. Gene Ontology annotation, biological process: endoplasmic reticulum unfolded protein response. Bases 232 to 984 code for a protein of 250 amino acids. Gene Ontology annotation, cellular component: Hrd1p ubiquitin ligase ERAD-L complex; endoplasmic reticulum membrane. Gene Ontology annotation, molecular function: misfolded protein binding; ubiquitin-specific protease binding. The transcript is spliced from 6 exons.
CUUGCAGACGAAGAGAUCAAACACCAGAACGCCCCGCAGUCUCUUCUCUUCUCCAACGCUCUUCGAACCCACCUGCCCCCAAUCUCAGAAUCUCCCAAUCGCCCCCUUGUUCAUCUCUUCCUCCGCUCGCUCUUCGAUUCUGCGCCAGCGAUUCCGGCCCCAAGUAAGUCCAGGUCCAGGAGGGCUCACCGGGGGAGAGGGAGGAGCUAGGGUUUCGCGGGGGAGUAGGAGAUGGCGCAGGCGGUGGAGGAGUGGUACCGGCAGAUGCCCAUCAUCACGCGCUCCUACCUCACCGCCGCCGUCGUCACCACCGUCGGCUGCACCCUCGACAUCAUCUCGCCGUACCACCUCUACCUGAACCCCAAGCUGGUCGUGCAGCACUACGAGAUCUGGCGCCUCGUCACCAACUUCCUCUACUUCCGCAAGAUGGAUUUGGAUUUUCUGUUCCACAUGUUUUUUCUUGCACGGUACUGCAAACUUCUUGAGGAGAACUCAUUCAGAGGAAGAACUGCUGACUUCUUCUACAUGCUCUUGUUUGGUGCUACUGUCCUAACUAGCAUUGUUCUGAUUGGUGGGAUGAUACCUUACAUUUCUGAGAAAUUUGCCAAAAUUCUCUUCCUGAGCAAUUCAUUGACGUUUAUGAUGGUUUAUGUCUGGAGCAAACACAAUCCCUUAAUUCAUAUGAGCUUCUUGGGAUUGUUCACCUUCACUGCUGCUUACUUACCUUGGGUCCUUCUUGGAUUCUCUGUUCUCGUUGGGAGCAGCACAUGGGUGGAUCUGUUGGGUAUGAUUGCUGGCCAUGUGUAUUACUUCCUGGAAGAUGUAUACCCGCGGAUGACUGGUCGACGUCCCCUGAAGACUCCUUCGUUCAUCAAGGCGCUGUUUGCCGAUGACAAUGUUGUCGUGGCACGGCCAGCCAAUGCCGGUGUCGGUGUGGCGGGUGCAAGGUUCGGUGCUGUGGGUCCAGGCGCCCAGUUCCAAUGAUCAGUUGUCACCCAUGACCGGCGACAGAGCAUAUCCGAGAGGCGGUUCCCUUUACCUGUCCAGACUGUGAGGCAAAGUGUUUGCAUGUAUUUAUACAGGCUAGAUCAGAGUUAUUAUUGUGCAUAACAGAAGAUUGGUAGUAUCUCAGGCAGCUAAGUUUCUUACCAUGACAAGCGCUAGCUAAAUGAUUUGUUGUUAUUGGGGUUGGACAGGCCGGCCUUUAGUUCCUGGAGCUUCUCCUUUGCUGUGUGAUUGAUGCUUAUUAACAUCUGACCGUGCCACUGGCUUUUUCAUGGCACAACUGUUGCCGAUGAAAGAUCUCUGUGAGCCUCAAUUCUGAUCCUGCUUUGCGUUGA